AUGUCGCAGGGAGGUAAUUGGUCACGGAUGAUGUCUGACGAUGUUGACGUUGAUGACAUUGCAAUUUUACCCAUUGGUACCCAGCCUAGUCAACCUAAUGCUGUAAAGAGGAUGCCAAUCCGUGCUGCCAACUACACUCCAGAGGAAGAUCUCCAAUUAUGUGAAUCAUGGGAGAACAUAAGCUUGGAUCCUAUCACUGGAAAUGAGCACCUAGCAAAGCGUAUUGGAAGCGAAUUCAUGAAAACUUUCAUGCCAACAAAAAAAUUGUAUCUGAUAGGAAUGCAAAUUCUUUGGAGCAUAGCUCAAACCCCUGACUCCUCCAUGCCUAGCAGUAAAAGGCCUAUGGGGAGGAAGCAAGCAAAGGAGAAGCUGAAGAAAGGAGGAGAACCAACAAAUUAUAACUUGAUAGAGAAAUUUCUUAAAGAGAAAGAAUCUAUGCGACAGGAUAGGUGGCAAGAGAGCAAGGUGCUGCAUGAGCGCAAAUUAUCACUUGAAGAGUGCAAGAUUGCAAAUGAGGAGAAGAAGACCCUAUGA
This is a messenger RNA of Miscanthus lutarioriparius, 534 nucleotides long. Lineage: Eukaryota; Viridiplantae; Streptophyta; Magnoliopsida; Poales; Poaceae. The record is from the annotation of a GenBank genome assembly.